AUGACGCUACCGAGCGACGCGCAGAUCGUCAAGAAGGUCCAUUCAAUCAUCGUCAAGGCUCUUGAGGAUGAUACUAUUGGUGAAUACUCGAAGCGAAAGGUCCGCGAGAUGCUCACUGAGCACUUUGGCGUCGAUUUCAAGCCUAGGAAGAAGUCCUUGAACCAAAUCAUUCAGGAUCAAGUCAACAAAGUCUCAGGAGAAAGUGAGAAAGCCAAGUCGCAACCCAAAGCAUCGACGUCGCGCUCAUCAUCUCCGAAGAAGGCUUCACCAACAAAAGCUUCUCCGCCGAAGUCGACUAAAUCAGCAAAACUUACCAAGAAGGGUCCAGCGAAACGCAAGGAGCCAUCAUCAGACGAAGAAAGGGUGGAAGAAGGCGAUUACAAUGGAUCCAAUGACGAGAGAGAUUACGAGGACUCCGUCCAGGCUGCUGCAGCUAGCAACUCCGACAGCUCCGAACCAAAAGCAGAGGAAGAGUUCAGCGAACUCGAAGAAGAUAUCUCCAUCUCACGAGCUCGCAAGAAAUCCAAACCCAACAAAACCAAAAGCACCUCUUCCUCUACGUCCAAGUCGAAAUCGCCACGUACGAGCUCAACUGGUGGUAGUGAAGCAGAACAGCGUCUAGCACGCCUUAAAAAGCUCGUCGUGGAAUGCGGAGUGCACAAACCGUGGAAGAAGCUCUAUGAAGCAGCUUCUAUCUCCAAAACGGACUUGGCCGGGCAGUGUAGAAUAGUGCAAGAUGUGCUCAAGGAGUUGGGUAUGACCGGUAAAGGAUCUAUGGAGCAAGCGAAAAAAAUCAGAGAACAGAGAGAGUUUGCCAAUGAAUUGGAGUCGUUGAAGGAGAACAUUGUGAUUGAUGAUGAAGGGAGGGGAGGUAGAGCGAGAAGGACACGAGGGUCUAUCAGUGGGAGAGGAAGUGGAGCAACAAAGAAGCAGGCGAUCAACGUCAGCGAUGAUGAUGAUGAUGAUGAUGAUGAUGAUGAUGAUGAUGAUGAUGAUGAUGAGGGUGAAGAUAGUGACUUUAAGGAAGUCGCUUCAACUCGCAAGAAGACAGCUUCGAAAGCAAAAGUAGCAGAAUCGAGCACGGAAGAUAGCGAAGAUGAAGGACCGAUAGGAAGGAGCUUCAAAUCAUCGCUUGCAAGCUUCGCAGCCGACCUGAAUUCGGAUUCAGACUGA
Molecule: messenger RNA, 1173 nt
Organism: Ustilago hordei
Lineage: Eukaryota; Fungi; Basidiomycota; Ustilaginomycetes; Ustilaginales; Ustilaginaceae
Exons: 3
Coding region: 1-1173 (390 amino acids)
Cellular component (GO): nucleus
Source: RefSeq, a predicted model, not a curated record